Molecule: messenger RNA, 10247 nt
Organism: Menidia menidia (Atlantic silverside)
Lineage: Eukaryota; Metazoa; Chordata; Actinopteri; Atheriniformes; Atherinopsidae
Source: the annotation of a GenBank genome assembly
AUGGACUCAAAUAAUCAUUUCAACUAUGUCACCCAAUCCUCAGCAAACUCAGGACUGAAACUUUCCUCAGGGGAUUCUCUUUAUACUAACGGGUCCUCCAUGAGUUUUUCUCAACAGGGCAAGAAUAUGAAUGGCGAAAUGAAUGUGAAUGGCGUCACUACUGUACUUGGGUCCAGUGGGUCUGGUUCCCACCCACCAUCAGCUCCUUAUCCACACAUGAGCAGCCGGCACCAGAGCAGCAUGGGCUACGACUACCUGUGGGGCGGACACCCUCAGUACGGCCCGGGCAUGGGCACCUCCUCUGGGCACGGGAUGCUCCAGAAGCAGCCUGCCCCGGGGAUGGUGCUGCCGCAGUCGCAGCACCACUUCCAGGGUCACGGACAGUACCAACUGAACGGGGGGGUCGAAAGCUCCCACCAGCCGCCCGUCGCAGGACCUGCAAACAUUCCUCUAACUGGGAGUCAGUACUGGAACCGGAAUAACCCCGGCCCGCAGCAGAUGGGUUACAACUCCCACAGCAUGUACGGGACCUACCAGAGUCAGGCUCAUCCCGGGAUUACACCGUCACAGCAUCACCAGCAGCAGCCCUUACAGCAGCCUGCGCAUCAGCCCUCUCAGCAGCACCUGCACUCCCACCGUCAGCCACACCAUCACCACCAGCAGCACCAGCAGCCGCAGCAUUAUGGCGUGAUGCCCAACGGGAUGCCCUACUACCAGCAUCAGCCCCAGCACCCCUCCCUGUCCUCUCCUCAGCCGCCGCCGCCACAGCAGGCCCAGCCUCAAGGCCAGGCUCAGAUGAUGUCCCCAGCUGCCCAGAAUUUCACUCCUCCGCGCGGCAGCCCGCAGCACCACGCUCUGGGCCGAGGGAGCUCCGGCAGCCCCCUCCCAGUGGGGAUGCCAUCAACGCCAAUUAUUCAUUCGCCGUCAGCCGUUCAGGAUAACGGAUCACCCAAGGGCCACAGCAGGGAGCGGAGCCCCCACGCCAGCAAUGUGGGAAUGUCUUCUCCAGGAAGAGGGCAUCCGAGAGAGGCUGUGAAGGACCUGGAUGCAAACUAUAAAAACAACGAAAGAGGCCCCGUUUCCCACAGGCCACCUAAGACGGACAUCUUCCACCCCAAACCUUCCGCGGCUCACGCGGGUCCUCAAAGUGAAUACCCUCACCAUUCAGACCAGCCAGCCGAAAUGACCUCCCCCGUCAGAGAUCCAGUUGUAUACCCUCCUCCUCCUCUUCAUCGUCGGUGUGGGUCGUCCCCGCUCUCUGCAUCAAACCCAGGAGCGUCGGUCCUUCUGACCAAGGCCCCAGCACCACCGCAAGUCUCCUCUGCCCCCGGACCCUCUUUGGUUUUGUCAGAAUCUGCUCCCCUGCAAAUGUCCACACCUCCUAGAGCGUCCUUUAGUCCAUCUGCGGUGGCCUCCUCCAGACUCUCCUCGCCCCCCCUGAUGGUGCACGGCCUCAGGACUCCCAUCUGCGGUGCAGCUGAGGUGUCCCCCGUGGGAUCCAAGCGGCUGUCGGAUGGAUCUUUGUCCCCCCUGCCCGCCUCACCUUCAAAGGUGCCUGCUCCUUUUGGUUCGACCGAGGGUGUGACUAGACCUGGAGCAGGGUCUUCAGGACCCCCGGCCUCCUCUUCAUCAGAGUCUUUGCUCCAUCACACAAAGUCUGUACCUUCUGCAACCGUUUCCCCUCUCCCUGUCGCCCCCACUGCUCCUCACUCUGCCUCCGCCUCACCUCCGGAGAUGCAGACGAUUCACGGGUCCAAGCCGUCUCUGACAACCUGUGCCUCCCAUGCAUCUGGAGGUCAGCAGGAGACACCAGCCCCCCCGAAGCUGAUAUCUGCUCCUCCGCCCGGGACUGUAAAUUCCUCCUCUUCCAGUGUGGCUCAGUCUCAGACGUCAGCACUUAGAGCUUCAGCCUCGCCGGGGUCUUGUUUGACAACGCCUGCAUCUCCUUCACCACAAACUCCUCCAGGCGGCAGCAACCUUUGUGACUCAGCACCCACACCCCAGGGUCGGACAUACACUCUUCCAGCUGUUGACGCGGGUCUUUCUUCUGCUUCUGCGGGAGGGGUGAGUUCAGCCUCCCCAGAGGUCCAAGACAGCCCCACAGCCAGACCUCUGUUUACCCUACCUCUUCUUACCACUCAAGCCUCCAGGACUGCACCCGUGUCCUCCCCUCCUGCCUCUGUGUCUGUGCCUCCUGCAGCGGGUACGGCCUCCAGAGCGGUGCGUGGCUCCAGCUCUGAGCAGCAUCCUUCAAGCACCACCAGUCCACCUCCGGCGACGCAACCGUCUCCUGAGUUCGACCGCCACGGUUCCAGCGACGACGACAACGAAACGCCAGGUAAAACAAAUGGAGAAGAAGAAGAAUUCCCGCCGCAUUUCGAUCCGGGAUCAAACGUGACGCCGCUAGUGGAAGCGAACGAGACGAAAAAGACAGGUGUCAGCCCCAAAAGAUCCCUCGCCGAUCUCCCAGGACAGUCCCCCCAGAGCGGCGGCGCUUCUUAUGAAAAUCUCAAGAAUAAACGAGCGGAAGUGGAGAAGCGGCGCGAGCAAAGCGAUGUCGGAUCGGAGGACGGAGACUCGGAGCUGGAGGCAUCUCUGCUGGGGAAGUCCCCACAGCUUAACAGCACAAGGGUGCAGCAUCUGGCCGAAGAACAAAGUUUUGAUAAUUCUUCUCACACAGCCUCUCAUUAUGAUGGCGAAUCAACGUGCGACACCCCCUCUGGAAUCAAUGUCAGCUCUGUCUUGGAGACGACUUCUCUUUUAGAUGGCGACAGCUCAUGCUUGGGUGACUCCACUCACUUUGACCACAGCUUGUCCAUGAGAGAGAACAGCUCUCAUUUUGAAAGCCAGUCCAGUCCGAACCCGGAGCAGUCCACCUUUAACAGCAACACCAGAAACAGCAGCUUUUCUGAGGGAGACUCCGGAGAUGACACCAGGAACUCAACCAGGGAAGAAGAAACCUCUGAGGUGGACAGGACAAGCAGCUUCCAAAUGACAGGAGAAUCCAUGCUGGGGUCCUCUUUGACCAACACUUCUCAGAUAGAAGAGCCCCCUGCCGACUCCAAUUUAUCCAACUUGCCCUCAUCUGUCUGCUCUGAGCCAGCUGUUCAAGACCCCGAAGCACAGUCGGAGCCAAAAGGACACGACGCACCAGACUCGGCCGGGCACAAAAAGAGCACAUCUGACGAGGCAGCCACACCCCCGGGUUUUAGGAUGCGAGAGGAGAACUUCAUCACUUUCAGCACCCCAGUGGAGAGCCCUGCUGUACACCCACUCCAGCCGGUAGCUGAGCAGACGGGGCCGGCCGCCGCAGGCCCCCAGAGAGCCACAGGGAAAACACGCAGGCCUCGAACUCCCAAGGCAACGGCGGUUAAAACCCCGGUACCAGUGGAGCGACAGCGGAAGCCUCGGGUGCGAACUCCAAAAGCGGAGGUGAAGACUGGUGAAGCUGCAGCCGCCAAACAAGGAGCGAGGGGUAGGAAUAGGAAGAAGGUUCUCAAGGCGGACGUCAAAGAGACGCCAGACGCGUCGGGGGAGACGGGGCCGCUCACCCAAGAGGUCGAUCCAAUAACCGCCGCGAUUGAAGCGGUUCUGGCCAACGCCGCCGCUCUCAGCGCAGCCGCCCUGAAACCCAAGAAGGCCAAACGGGCCAGAAAACAAGAACCGGACGGGAGCGGGCAGAAACGGGAAGCCGACGCGUCCGCUGAGGUGGAUGAAAACGACGACGACAGCUCCACCGCGGGUAAUGAAGCGGCUCAGGGAGAGUCGACCAGAAGAAGGGUUGCAACAGAAGAGCAGGUCCAGUUCCCUCUGGUGCACGGUUGGAAGAGAGAGAUUCGUGUGAAGAAAAUGGAGAACCGCAUGAAGGGUGAAACCUGGUAUUACACUCCUUGUGGAAGGAGGAUGAAGCAGUUUCCAGAAAUAAUCAAGUACCUGAAGAGACACACGGACAGUGUGGUCACCAGAGAGCACUUCAGCUUCAGCCCACGCAUGCCCGUCGGAGACUUUUUUGAAGAGAGAGAAACGUCAGAGGUAUGUUUUAAAGUGAAGGAUGUGGCUCAAAACCUUACAAAUUACCUGGAACCGUGGCCUGAAGUUUUCGUCCCUGCCUCCAAUGUAUCACAGGGCAAGAAGUGGGUCCUUUUGGCCAAUGAGGAAGUCCCCUCUAUGAUAAUGGCCAUCACUGGCAGGCGUGGGCGACCACCGAACCCCGAUAAAGAGAAACCUCGCAGGGUUCGUGGCCUGAGGGGACCACAGGCCCGCCGCCCCGGUCGACCCCCUAAAUUAAAAAUGGUCGACCUCCUCAGCAAAGUUGAUGCCAAGCUGCUGAAGCGACUUGAAGCCAAGGAGGCUCUUACAGAGGAGGAAAAGGAGAAAUUGGCAAAAAUCAAAAAGAAAAUGAAAAGAAAGGCACGAAUGAAGAGAAGGGAGGAUGCAAAGGUCAAGAAGAUGAAAGAGGAAAAGAAGAAAGCCAAGCUGGAGCAGGACGCAAAACUCCUGGAGGGAAAGUCAGAGACCACAGACCCUGCAGCCCCCCAGCCCACAGCUUUAGAGUCGGAGCCCAAAAAGCCCGGCCGCAGGAGGUCGGUGAAGGCGGAUGCCGCCACACCUGUGCAGCAGGCAACCGGGGAAAGGCCCCCGGGCAAUAGAGCGCAGAGCGCCCGCAGCAAGGCCAAGGCCCUGGCUAAAGCCCAGGCAGAGGCCGAGGCAGCAGCCAAUGCUGCUCUGGCGGCUAAAAGGGCUUCAGAGCGGAGAGCUCAGGCCCAGAAGCGCCUGGAGGAGCGGAAGAGGCAGCAACUGAUCGCAGAGGAGCUGAAGAAGCCCACAGAGGACAUGUGUCUCACUGAUCACAAACCUCUUCCAGAGCUCUCCCACAUUCCCGGAGUGGUUCUUUCUGGGACAGCGUUUGCGCACUGCCUGGAUGUGGUGGAGUUCCUGCAUGCCUACGGAAAGGUGAUCGGUCUCAAUGUGCCUAAGGACAUCCCCAGCCUCGCCACCCUGCAGGAGGGGCUGUUAGGCCUGGGCGACAGCCAAGGAGAGAUCCAGGACCUGCUGAUAAAGCUGAUGGAGGCAGCACUGCACGAUCCAGGCCUGCCAUCCUAUUAUCAGUCGGUAAAGAUUCUUGGGGACAAGCUGGUUGAGUUGGAACUGACCCGUAGCACGGUCUCAGAGGUGGUUCGCAUCUUCUUGGAAUCUCACGGGUAUGAGACCGAGGUCUGCAACACGCUGAGGACCAAAACCUUUCACUCGCUGCCUCCCGACACCAAGGCAGCCAUCCUGGGUUUCCUGGUCGAUGAGCUCAACGGCAGCAACAUCGUGACGAGUGACAUCGACAACACGUUGGAAAACAUGGCAACCUAUCGGAAGAAUAAGUGGAUCAUUGAGGGGAAACUGCGCAAACUGAAGGCGGCGCUGGCACGUCGCACGGGGCGCUCGGAGGAGGAGCUGUGCUUUGAGGAGAGGAGGCGCAGCGCCAGAGUGGCGGAGGAGGAGACCCUCAGCUUGGAGGAGAGCGGAGUCGUUUUGGAGAGAGGAAGCCGACGCACGCGCAAGGAAGAGCCCAAACUCAGCGACAGCGAGAGCCCUUCCAAUGCCAGCAUUCCAGAGCUUGAAAGACAGAUAGAUAAGCUAACCAAGCGCCAAGUGUUUUUCCGGAAAAAGCUGUUCCAGUCGUCUAAUUCCAUGCGGGCCGUGAUGCUGGGUCAGGACCGUUUCAGGCGCAGAUACCUAGCCCUACCUCACCUGGGAGGAAUUCUGGUUGAGGGGCCUGAAGAAUUGCUAACUUCAGGAGAUGUCCUUGUUGCUGAGGUGCCUGUGACCUUCCUUAAAAAGGAACCCAAGGUUGAGGAGGUUCCCAUGCCGACCACUCCUCCUCCUCCUCCCCCUCUACCAUCGUCUCCGUCGUCCACCACCCCAGGUCAGGCCCAGCCCCUCUCUCCGGACGAGGACCCCCUCCCUGGGACUGCUUCGCUCAUGAGCACGCAGAGAGGCCGCGGACGGCCCCGGAAAAUCAAGCCCGAGGUGGAGCUUCACCUACGCACGGCAAAGAUCCGCCGCCGGCGCCGCAGCAGCGUCAGGUCUGCCGGGGAAGACGGGCCGGGGUCGCCCAACAGCUGCGUACAGGACCUCACCCAGGCGGCCUUCCAGAGCUGGCUGAGCCAGUCGCAGGAGGCCGUGACCAACGGCGCCUGCUCGGCGGCGGGCGACGCGCCAGAUGGCAACCAGCCGGAGGAGAGCGUGAAGGAGAUGGCAGAGAAGCAAGGACAGUGGUUCAACCUCCUCCCCAAACAACCCUGUGACGACAACUCUCUGACUGAGCCCCAGGCCCCUACGUCUCCCCGCUCGCCGCCUAAGCUCCUCCCACAGAUCCCGAGCACUCCACCUCCUGCUAACGCUCCACUCAUACAGCCGGAUCCACCGUUGCCUUGCCUGGCCCCGGCUGACCCCGCAGUGCUGGCGGCGCCACAGGACGGGACGGCCUCCGCUGACCACGCCGCCCCCGCCAGCUCUCCACCGACAAUUCCUGAGCUUUUGCCUGCUCCCGUGGCUCCCCCACCCCCAGCCGCUCCCGCCACACCGGUCAGGCCGGCCCGCAGGCGGAGGCGAGGCAGCAGAGGCAGCAGUCCCGCCCGGCGGGGGCCCAGAGGAGCUGCGGCCAAACGCCGUGGCCGCCCGCCCAACUCCGUGUUCCAGGAACUGGAGCAGCAGUACUUCACACAGCUGGUGGUCAAACCCAUACCGGCAUCGAUGGUGCGCGGCUGGUGGUGGAUUAAGGACCCAGAGGAACUGUACAGCAUCUUACAGGCCCUCCACCCAAGAGGCAUCAGGGAGAAGGUGCUCCAUAAGCAUUUGGCCAAACACAUGGAGAGCCUCGCUGAGAUGUGCACCAAACCUAUCAGCGACCCAAUAUUUGAGUCGAAGGUGGAGGAGAAAGACGUCCUGCUGGAGGCUCUGCAGCAGCCCUGGCUGGUGCAGGAGAAGGCGAUGGAGGCGGACGUCAGCGCCCUGCAGUGGGUGGAGGACCUGGAGCAGCGGGUCAUCGGCGCCGACCUGCAUCUGAAGGCGCCGCCUCAGAGUGCGGUGAAUGACGCUGAGACAAACACGGAGACGCCGCUGGCUGAGUUUCAGCCCUACACCAUCCCAGACCCAGACUCCACGCGCGAAGACCUUCUGUACUACGAGCACGACGUGGACCCACGCGACGACUGGAUCGUGCGGACAAAGAAGGAGUGGUCGGGCCUGCCCCGCAUCGCCACGCACCCGCUGGACCUGGCCGUGCUGCGGCUGGCCAACCUGGAGAGAAACAUCGAGCGGCGAUACCUGAAGGAGCCGUUGUGGAACCCCGCCGAAGUGAUGCGCCUGGCUCCCCUAACCCCCACCCCCGGAGAGGAGCACCCCAUGGACGUCAUCAGCCUGGAGAGUGAAAUCACCUCCCGCAUGCGGACGUGGCGGCAGGCUUUAGACCGCUGCCGCAGCGCCCCCCAGCUCUGCCUGUGUUUACUUCAGCUGGAAAAGGCCAUAGCUUGGGAGAGAUCGGUCACUAAAGUGGCGGAAGGCGAGUCCCAGCGGCUGUCCAAAACGCGCAGCAGAGUGAAAAAGAGGAGGUAUGAGGACGAGAGCUCGGAGGACGAGACGGCGCUGCGGCGCAGCAGCGGCGGCAUGACCACACGCCACAAGGAGGCAGCACCUCCCUCAUCUUCCCGUUACUCCGGAGAAGGAGGCGCCGCGAGUGGCGGCGGCGGCAGUGGCGGCAGCAGCAGCAGCAGCAGCAAGAGGCGCCGCAUGACGACACGCAACCAGCCCGACCUCACCUUCUGCGAGAUCAUUCUGAUGGAAAUGGAGGCUCACGCAGACGCCUGGCCUUUCCUCGAACCGGUCAACCCCCGACUGGUGCCGGGCUACCGCCGAAUCAUCAAGAACCCCAUGGACUUCCUCACCAUGAGAGAGAGGCUGCUGCAGGGAGCCUACUGCAGCUGUGAGGAGUUUGCAGCCGACGCCCAGCUGGUCUUCAACAACUGCGAGCUCUUCAACGAGGACACGUCAGAGGUGGGGAUGGCGGGACACUCGAUGAGGCGCUUCUUCGAGAGCCGCUGGGCGGAGUUCUACUCGGACAAGGACAAAUAGAAGCGUGCAACGACUGCCCUGAUGGUGGGGCUGUAGACCGUUGGUGCUGUCACUGUCCCAGUCACACUCUCCCUUUCUGCUAAGACUGCCGGGAGCUUGUUCCAGCUGUGUGUAUUAUCUCUUGUAUAGGUAUAUAUGUAUAGACUCUGGCUCUUUGUCUGUUAUUGUUUCCUCUAAAGGCCGAAUAUUUUCUAAAAGGCCCACAGCUGAAGUGGCUUGAACUUGUACCCAUUCCUCUUCAGAGUAAGAACAUGUUCCUUUCCACCCUCCACUUCUCAUGUCUCGUCAUCUCUGCCUCAGCACCUUGUCUCCUGUUUGCAUUCUCCUGUCAUGUCCUAUCAUUUGCCCCGUGUCACAGCGCAGCCUUUAGUGAACACCCGCUGUGGGCUGCCGACACGGCCUCAGGCCCCGAGUAUUUUAGCUCUGACACACUGAAGGUCAGGGACGGAUCACACUACUGCAGCCGGCCGCUGCAGACUGGACCUGCUCAGCACUGCUCCGCAACCAACCAGAUCAAAACUCCUCACCCAGCUCGGGCCGUUUAGUACCUGUUCAUUGGAAACGUAAUGUAAUGUGGUCUUAUGCCUAGAAGUAAUUUUUUGGCUCAAUAUAUUUUUAUUAUAUAUUCUAUAUAUAUAAAUAUAUAUAAAGAUUACAAUAGCUGGGAUUAUUUAAUAGCAAUAGCUUGUAGUGAAUGUGUACAGAUUACCUUAUAGAGAUGUUUAGACAAUUUAUGAGAAGGCCAGUCAAACUAAAACAAAUCUGUUGUUAGAUUGCCACGAGUAGAUGUAUAACCUCCACUUACACUUACAUUUAACACACUUUUCACCAAUGCACAUACAAGUAUACACACGAUUUUUGCACACAACCUCACACAACAACCCACCCUCUGCUGCUGUGUGAACGACACUGGUUUCAGAUACUGGAGGAUUUUUAGUUUUUGCGUUGGUCGGCCUCAGACUUGGAUCUCACCGUUCGUUUGCCUGUGAAGAGCAAAUAUUCAGCCAAUUCCACCCGAAUUGUCCAAAACCAAAAGGUCGCUUGUUUAGUUUUAAGCACCUGUAGAUAUUCUCGUUUGAUUGGACGUGCGCUGAAGGUUUGCUCUCACGCUGUAGUUGUGGUUCACGAGCAAUUUGAACAUUUGUGCUUGUCUGACACCAUAAAGUCUGCAGCCAAAUGUUUAAAGCUCGAUCUUAUGUCGAUGGCUCUUCUGACCAGAUGAAAACCAUAAAAGUGGCUACAGUAGACCGAAAAUAUCUUAUUUUAAAGGUUAGCAUUGCAGAUGAAUUGUUGUUAAAGCGCUGGGCACAUUCCUGCCCGGUUUCCUGUCUUGCAUUCCUUUUUAGCGUUUUUUUAUUUUUUAUUUUUAUUCUUUACAAGGGCCAAUGUACAACAUUUGCACGGCAUGGUUAGUGUGCUAUGAAGGCGACAGUUUGACUCCACAGUUGGGAUUUUAUUUAAACAUUUUUUCUUACACUGAACGCAAAUCCACCAAUAGGACGUAAACUUCAAAGUUCCUUAUGACAGGUAAAGGGACAAGGUUUUUUUUUUGUUUUUCUUCAAAAAAAAAAAAAAAGGAUAAAAAAGACAAAAACCAAAUGUGGUGUUAAGUGAAUUUUUAAUAAUGUACAGUUUUGGUGACUUUAAAUCUGUUCCUUUAUAUUUUUAGGACCAAUUCAUCAUUUUUAAGAGGAGGUAUUACAAGACUCUGUUGUAUUAAGGUGAUGUAACAAGUGUGCAUCUGUAGAAUGUACUGUGAGUUGAAUAAAAACACAUCUUGUAGAGAGUAUUUGUCUUCCAGUAGUAUGCUUCUUCUUGGGUUCAUUUCCAGGUCCUGCCUUUUUCGCUUGAGGGCUUCGUUCCAAAUGUAGUGUCGUUCUCAGGUGCUCCCGUCAAUUCGAAACAUUAUCCUGGUUUGCAAAUGCCUCGGAAAUCUAAAUAACUUGUGCUCGCAGACGUUUAAGAGCAAGUCAGAAAGAGUUGUAAUAGCAGAGAUCUGUUGCAGUGUUGGGUAGCGGCCGCUCCCUGUAGAGUCUUGUCCAAAGCACAUGCUGCUGGAAACGUCUUUCUGUCACCCCCAGCUGCUCCACUAUGCCAGAGCUUAUAUAAAGGAUAUAAAAAAA